Molecule: messenger RNA, 2223 nt
Organism: Nicotiana attenuata
Lineage: Eukaryota; Viridiplantae; Streptophyta; Magnoliopsida; Solanales; Solanaceae
Product: beta-galactosidase 7-like
Exons: 17
Coding region: 1-2223 (740 amino acids)
Biological process (GO): carbohydrate metabolic process
Cellular component (GO): cell wall; vacuole
Molecular function (GO): beta-galactosidase activity
Source: RefSeq, a predicted model, not a curated record
AUGGCUAAAUACACAAAUAUUUUACUACUUUAUGUAGUUCUUUUCGCUUCUUGUUUGAUUUCUUUUGCUACUGAAGUCACGUAUGAUGAUCGAGCUUUAAAAAUUAAUGGCGAAAGAAAAAUUAUAUUGUCUGGUUCCAUUCAUUAUCCUCGUAGCACUGCAGAGAUGUGGCCAUCUUUGAUCAAGAAAGCUAAGGAGGGAGGUCUUGAUGCAGUUGAGACUUAUGUUUUUUGGAAUGCUCAUGAGCCUGUAUAUCGUCAGUAUGAUUUCUCGGGCAACUUGGAUCUUGUAAAGUUUAUGAAAUUAAUACAAAAUGAAGGACUUUAUGCCAUAUUGAGAAUUGGUCCAUACGUUUGUGCUGAAUGGAAUUACGGAGGAUUUCCAGUUUGGUUAAACAACAUACAAAAUAUGACUGUUAGGACCAACAAUCCUCCGUUUAUGUAUGAGAUGAAGACUUUUGUCAGCAAGAUUGUUGACAUGAUGAAAAAAGAAAAUCUUUUUGCUUCUCAAGGUGGACCAAUUAUACUCUCUCAGAUUGAAAACGAAUAUGGCAAUUGGAAAGUUGAAUCUGAAUAUGGAAAUGAUGGGAAAAUAUAUAUUCAAGAGUGUGCAAAAUUUGCUGUCUCUCUUAAUAUUGGUGUCCCUUGGAUCAUGUGUCAACAAGAUGAUGCUCCAGACCCCAUGAUCAAUACAGCAAACGGUUAUUAUGCUGAUAACUUUUAUCCUAAACGCAAAAUUCCCAAGAUGUGGACCGAGAAUUGGACUGGCUGGUUUAAAGACUGGAAUAAUGGUAGAGAUCCUCAUAGAACUGCUGAAGAUGUUGCAUUUGCUGUUGCUCGUUUUUUCCAAAAAGGUGGCACAUUGCAGAAUUAUUAUAUGUAUCAUGGUGGAACUAACUUUGGCCGUGUAGCUGGAGGACCUUAUAUUACCACAACUUAUGAUUAUGAUGCACCCCUUAAUGAAUAUGGACAACUAAACCAGCCUAAAUAUGGACAUCUCAAGGAACUUCAUGAAAUACUUAAAUCAGUUGAGAAACUUCUCACAUAUGGCAAUGCAACACAAAAAGCUUAUGGUGAUGAUGAUUGGCAUACUGUGUAUGAAUACCAAGGCUCAAGGGUAUGUUUCUUAGCCAAUGCAAAUGACAAAAAUGAUCGGAUAUUCAAUUUUGAAGGCAAAAACUACACUGUUCCUGCUUGGUCAGUUAGUAUUCUUCCUGAUUGUGUCAAUGUCAAAUAUAAUACAGCAAAGGUUAAUGUUCCAAAAAAGGUCAUGGUGAGAAAACCAAACAAUGCUGACAAUCCCAAUGGCUUAAAUUGGAGUUGGAGAGCUGAGAAACCUUCACAUCUUAAGCCUUCUUUUAUUAACAUUAAAAAGAAAGGUGUUUUAUAUGCCAAUCAACUUCUUGACCAAAAAAUUGUGGCAAAUGAUACUAGCGACUAUUUAUGGUACAUGACAAGUGUGGAUAUCAAAGAAUCUGAUCCACUUUAUGGUGGUGAAGCUGUUCUUGAAGUUCAUACUGAUGCACAUGUUCUUUAUGCAUUUUUCAAUGGCAAGCAUAUUGGGACUAAAUGGGCGAAAGAUGGAAAGUAUAGUUUUGACUUUCAGCAACUUUUGAAGAUCAAACCUGGAAAGAACACAUUAUCUCUCCUUAGUGUCACUGUUGGAUUUCCAAAUUAUGGAGCCUACCUUGACAAGGUGAAGAACGGAAUUCUUGGUCCAGUUGUGUUGAAAUCACCAAGUGGUGUUGUGAAAGAUUUAACAAAUAACCAAUGGGAAUACAAGAUUGGUUUAGAAGGACUUGAAAGAAAGCUUUGGGAAGAUGAAGAUUACAUGCAUAGAAAUUGGAAACCAGCUCAAACUCUCCAAACAAACAGAAUGUUUGUAUGGUAUAAGACAACAUUCAAGACUCCAUCUGGUGAUGAUCCUGUUGUGUUGGAUAUGAUGGGAUUAGGAAAAGGUACAGCUUGGGUAAAUGGAAAUAAUAUUGGUAGAUAUUGGCUAACUUCUUAUGAUUUUGAGAAAGUGAAUGGCUGUAGUAGUUCAUGUGAUUAUCGUGGUAAUUAUCAUCCUGAGAAAUGUGCAACUAAUUGUGGACAACCUACUCAACGCUGGUAUCAUGUACCAAGAUCUUUCUUGCGUAAGAGUGACAACAAUUUGGUUAUAUUUGAGGAGUUUGGUGGUCACCCUGCAAAAGUAAAUGUUCAAACAGUUUCACAAGAGUAG